AUGAAAGCCUUUGACAAUCCGAGUCCUGCCUUCCUUGCAAUUGGGAAACCUGCCAGGAGAGCAGGCUGUGGGCGUGUUAUGGAGCCAAGCCAGGAGAACGUCAACGAACCAUCUCAAAGCCACCCCGCGAUGCUCUUCCAGGCAAUGAGGCUCUUUACUCAACCGCCCCGCCUCCAGAAACAGCAAUCGUGGUUGGCGGCCAGCCUGGUGGCCACGCUGUUCAUCCUGCUUCUCUUGUGGGCCCUUGUCUACCACGUCUCCACCACACAAAUGCCUGCCGGGAUUGGUCAACCUCUGAAGGUCCGGAUCCUGCACGUUUGUAGCAUCAUGGUCUACUGCCUGGGCUACGUUUUAUGGCAACUAGGCCUCUGUGGUCGGUUUGCUGUCCUCCGGAUGCUCGUCGACGGAUUCCCGUCAAGGAAAGACCCGUCGCUCUUCGUUAAGGACACCUACUUCAACACCGUACCGGUGCGGGUCUACCAACCCAAAGUAUCUCCUUCCGGACCAAGGAAAGGAGUCCUCUUCUUUCAUGGAGGAGGUGGCACCUUUGGAAGCAUCGAUUCCUAUGAAAGUGUGUGCUCCUACAUGGCCCGGGAAAGUGAUGCGGUGGUCGUAUCUGUUGGGUACCGCCUCGCUCCGGAGCACCACUAUCCCGCCCAGUGGAACGACUGCACCACGGCUGCCGAGUAUUUCUUGAAGAACGCCGAAGGCUUUGGAGUCGACCCCACUUGUAUUGUCCUGAGCGGUGAUUCCAUCGGAGGAGUGAUGACCGCGUUCCUGGCCCAAGAACUGUCAAAGAGGAAGGACCUCCCCAAACCACGGGCUCAGGUCCUGGUGAGCCCGUUCCUCCAGGGCCUGGAUUUCAACUUGCUUUCGUAUCAAGAAAACCGGUGGGUCCCCUUUGUUUCCCAGAGCGAUUUCCUGCACUUGCUGUUCAUCUACAUCAGCAAAAACAUGUCGGCCGUGGAGAUCGCUUUGGCGGAAUCCCACAUUCCCGAGGAGAAGAGAACCAAGUACCAGCGGUGGCUCAACGCGGACAACGUCCCCAAAGAACUGAAAGCGAAAGGGUUCUACCAGGAGUUCCAGCUCUCCAGUUGUCCCCUGGACAAUAUCCACACCUUGAUUAAAACAAUCACGGGGACCAAUAUCUCCCCGCUUAUCGCCGACGACGCCGUCAUUCAGCAGCUUCCGGACACCUUCAUCUUAACCUGUGAAUAUGACGUCCUGAGAGACGACGGCCUCUUGUACAAGAAGCGGCUGGAGGACAACGGGGUGAAGGUCUCGUGGUGCCACCUCAAAGAGGGCUUCCACGGGGUCUUCCUCCUUUUCAAUCGCUUGUUCCUCAAUUUCGCCUUCUGCCAAAGAGGAUUAGACAGCGUAGUGAGCUACAUCAACGGCUUGUAGGCAUGCAGUUGCCCAGGUUGAUGUCAGGUUAGAAGCCUUCUUCUUUUGGGAUAUGUGCCGGUCAUAUUGAGUGAUGAGUAUUGAGUCCUCCUCCACCCUGAGUGCCCUUGGGGAGAUAGGACGGAAUAUUAAUAAAGUAUUAUUAUUAUUAUUAUUA
This is a messenger RNA of Anolis carolinensis (green anole), 1561 nucleotides long. RefSeq names its product arylacetamide deacetylase-like 4. Lineage: Eukaryota; Metazoa; Chordata; Lepidosauria; Squamata; Anolidae. The transcript is spliced from 5 exons. Bases 1 to 1404 code for a protein of 467 amino acids. The record is from RefSeq and is a predicted model, not a curated record. Gene Ontology annotation, molecular function: carboxylic ester hydrolase activity. Gene Ontology annotation, cellular component: membrane.